CUCUUUCCUUUCUCUUAUCCCCCCACUCGCCCUACCUUGAUAACUUGGAGCUUCACUUCUUGUUUCCCAUCUCCCCAUAUCAAUCCAUCAUUCCAGUGCUGCAUUGACAGCAUUUCAUCUCGCAAACAGCUACAUAGCUACACAGCCAUCACACGACUCUGUCUGCGCCGCCAUGAAGGUCGCCGCAUACGCCUCGUUGAUCGGAGCCGCCACGGCUGCCGUCACUCCUGGCCAAUCCGUCUUCAAGGCCCCUAAGCAGGCUUCAGAAGCAUGGUCCAAGCCUCUGCACACCCUGCAGGAGUCUCUCAAGUCCUUGACUGGUGAAGCCCGCCAGAUCUGGGACGAGGUCGCCCUCAUGUACCCCGAGGCUAUGGAUCAGACCAGCUUCUUCUCUCUGCCCAAGCCUCACGCUCGCAAGCAGGACAACGAGUGGGACCACAUCAUGAAGGGUGCCGAUGUGCAGAGCGUCUGGGUCAAGAACGCCCAGGGUCAGCAAGAGAGAGAGAUCGAGGGCGAGCUGGAGAAGUACAGCCUUAGAACAAAGAAGGUCGACCCCAGCCACCUCAAUGUCGACAAGGUCAAGCAAUACAGCGGUUACCUCGAUGAUGACGAGGCUGACAAGCACUUGUUCUACUGGUUCUUCGAGUCUCGCAACGACCCCAAGAACGAUCCCGUCAUUCUUUGGCUCAACGGUGGUCCCGGCUGCUCUUCCCUGACCGGUCUGUUCAUGGAGCUUGGUCCUUCGUCUAUCAACAAGGACGGUAGCCUCAAGUACAACCCUGCAUCGUGGAACGCCAACGCCUCGGUCAUCUUCCUUGAUCAGCCCGUCAACGUCGGCUACUCGUACAGUGGCGGCUCCGUCACAAACACUGUCGCCGCUGGUAAGGAUGUCUAUGCUCUCUUGACCCUCUUCUUCAAGCAGUUCCCCGAGUACGCUAGCCAACCUUUCCACAUCUCUGGAGAGUCCUACGCUGGUCACUACAUCCCUGUCUUUGCUUCCGAAAUUCUUUCCCACAAGAAGCGCAACAUCAACCUCCAGUCUGUCCUCAUUGGCAACGGUCUCACCGACGGUCUGACCCAGUACCCCGAGUACCGUCCUAUGGCUUGUGGCGAGGGUGGCUCCCCUGCCGUUCUUGAUCCCCAGCAGUGCCAGGCCAUGGACAACGCCCUUCCUCGUUGCUUGAGCUUGAUCCAGAGCUGUUACGAUAGCGAGAGCGUCUGGUCCUGCGUCCCUGCCUCCAUCUACUGUAACAACGCCAUGAUCGGUCCUUACCAGAAGACUGGCCGCAACCCCUACGACAUCACCAAGAAGUGCGGCAGCAACAGCCUCUGCUACGACGAGCUUGACUGGAUUAGCGAGUACCUCAACAGACCCGAGGUCAUGAAGGCUCUCGGCGCAGAGGUCAGCAAGUACGAUUCUUGCAACUUUGACAUCAACAGAAACUUCCUCUUCGCCGGUGAUUGGAUGCAGCCCUUCCACCGCCUCGUCCCUGGUAUCCUCAAGGAGAUCCCUGUCCUGAUCUACGCAGGUAGCCUCGAUUACAUAUGCAAUUGGCUCGGUAACCAGGCAUGGACUGAAGCCCUUGAGUGGCCUGGUCACAAGGACUUCAAGAAGACCCCCCUCGAGGAUUACGUUCUCCUGGACGGCUCUACCGCAGGAGCAGUCAAGAGUUCCGGCAACUUCACCUUCAUGAGGAUCGACGGAGGUGGCCACAUGGUACCCUACGACAAGCCCGUCGCUUCUCUUGAGAUGGUCAACCGCUGGGUCGCUGGUGAGUGGCUGGCAUAAGUCACUAGACACUGAGCUAGGGGCAAGAUUCAGAAGAGUAUCAUCGAUGCUCCAUUUCAUUUGUUACAAGUAGAUAUUGUAUCACUAUCCUUCCUGAGCCAAUGCAGCUGACAUGAUGGGUGAAAAUCACGUUUUCGUCUCAUUCUCUCUCCCUUCUUCUUGCUUGUGGCGUGGUUAGACAGAAUAGUAGUUCUAGCUAGCAAAAGGAUGCCUGCCAAACUGACUCCUCUCGCCAAGCUCGACACCAUGUCUCUGACCGUCUAUAGCAUGAUGCAUGAUUCUGU
Molecule: messenger RNA, 2073 nt
Organism: Aureobasidium subglaciale EXF-2481
Lineage: Eukaryota; Fungi; Ascomycota; Dothideomycetes; Dothideales; Saccotheciaceae
Exons: 3
Coding region: 173-1789 (538 amino acids)
Biological process (GO): proteolysis
Cellular component (GO): fungal-type vacuole
Molecular function (GO): serine-type carboxypeptidase activity
Source: RefSeq, a predicted model, not a curated record